AUGCAACUAGCAAAAACGUCACAAGGUCGAUUUAUGUUUAAUGUUGAUGAAUGGUUAACAACAAGCCAAGUACGAAGUUACUUUAGUCGAAUGAGAUUAACUGCCAUGAAAAAAAUCGAUCAGCUGUCGUCAUUUGGCGCUACACAACAUACAACCAUCGUCGAUAAUGAUAAUGAAGAACAACAAGAGUCUGAUGAAGAGGCUAAUGCCGAAGAAUCAUUCAAAGAUGAUGUUGCAUUACAGGAAGCUAUUGAACGAAUUACAUUGACGAGAGAAACUAACCAAAUACCAGAAAGAUCAGCUAAGGAAAAAAGUCCAUUAUCGUCAAUUCAAAAUGAAAUUACUACACCUAAGCGAUCUACUACACCACAAAACAGAAAAGAUUAA
Rotaria sp. Silwood1 is the source of this 387-nucleotide messenger RNA. Lineage: Eukaryota; Metazoa; Rotifera; Eurotatoria; Philodinida; Philodinidae. The record is from the annotation of a GenBank genome assembly.